This is a messenger RNA of Chondrus crispus (carragheen), 2235 nucleotides long. RefSeq lists its product as hypothetical. The transcript has a single exon. Gene Ontology annotation, molecular function: phosphatidylinositol-4,5-bisphosphate phospholipase C activity. The coding region runs from base 1 to 2235 and encodes 744 amino acids. The record is from RefSeq and is a predicted model, not a curated record. NCBI's taxonomy places the organism in Eukaryota, Rhodophyta, Florideophyceae, Gigartinales, Gigartinaceae. Gene Ontology annotation, biological process: phosphatidylinositol-mediated signaling; lipid metabolic process.
AUGGGCAAGCUCAGCGGCGGGCGCGCCUGGCUGGUCACGCCGAAGGGGCCGCGGUGGAAGCUGAAGCGCGUGUGGCUCUCUGCGGACGCCCACGUACACUACGCGCGCGACCUGCACCUGAAGGACGCCCACCUGCCGACUCCAGGCAUGCUGGUCGUGCCGGGCGGCGUGCGCCUCGGCACGUACGCAGAGCAAGUCAAGCACGCCCGCCCGUACGUCUUCGUCGUCACGGCCGUGCUCGCAACCGCAACCCACGAUCGCGACGCCAAGAGGCAUCACCUGGUCUUCGCCGCCGCGGAUGACGCCCAGCUGCGAGAGUGGCUGCACCUUGUGGAGAAGACUAGCCUGGAGCGCAUGCGCGUGCGGAAUCAGCUCCCGUAUGCAAAUGCUGUGCUUGCGGCGUGGGGACAUGUGCAUAUGCUCAAGCCGAGGGAGGUCCUGGCUGUUGCUAAGACUCUCAAUUGCAAGACUACAGACGGUCGCCUUCGCAAACUGUACCGCCAAAUUCAUAACGACGAUGUUGGACACACGGUCACUUUUGAUCAAUUCCUACCCGUGAUCCUCCGCCUAGCGGUAGAGGACUUGCUUCAUCCCCUCUUCAAGAUACUCAACAUCGACCUUGACGCCCCCAUCACGCCCCAACGCCUGGCUGAAAUCCUUGCCAAAAGCGAGGAACAAGCCGUACAACUCCUUAACACCCACGACACGAACACUUGCUCCCCGGAGCUCUUGCUUUACUUUUUGCAUCAUCCGGAUAAUUGCAUCGCUGAUCCUCAUCGCGCUGAGCAAUUGCAUGACAUGACUCAACCUCUCAAUCGCUACUUGAUCUCCUCGUCUCACAACACCUAUUUGACGGGCGACCAGUUGAAAAGCAGUAGUUCUGCCGCUAUGUACCGCAUUGUGCUCGAGCGAGGCUGUCGCUGCGUCGAAAUCGAUGCCUGGGAUGGCGACGACGGCAUCCCCAUCGUCAAGCACGGACAUACAAUGACCUCCAAGGAAACCCUUGAGAACGUCUUGAAGGCGAUUAGAGACCAUUCAUUUUCCCAUGGAAAUCCAUACCCAGUCAUUGUGUCUAUUGAGAAUCAUCUCGGACUGCCCCAGCAGCUAACUGCAGCAAGUCUCAUAACAAGUAUAUUCGGCGACUCCUUGUAUGCACCGGGUGCGGAGCAUAGGACAGAUGAACAACUUCCCAGUCCGGAAAGUCUCAAGAAUAAAAUUUUGAUCAAGGCGAAGACUGGUAUGUCAGUUUUGCGACCGCAGUUCCAAGACGAAAAUACCAACUCGAAGGAAAGCGCAGGCGACUUUGAAGACGAUGACUCUGAUGAUUCCACAGACAACCCGCAGGCAUCUGCAGAUGAUUCCCCACCACAACCAGAGUCUACCCCCACCACCGCAAAAUCAGAAAAGAUGCACGACAUCGCUCCAGAGUUUGCAGCGCUUGUCGCUCUAGCUGGGGGAAGCAGGAAGAAGCUUAUGGCGUUGUGGAAAGCCGGCACUUCAGGAAAGGAGAGGUAUAUGGCAGCAUCUUGCGUGUCCAUCAAUGAGAAGAAGGUAACAGAUGUAUACGCUAGCAAAGCCGUUGACGCCAUUCGCGAGUACAAUUCCCACGGACUUACCAGAGUCUAUCCAAAAGGUUCCCGGAUAGACUCGUCAAACUACUUUCCCAUUCAAGCUCAGUAUCUUCACUGUCAGAUCAUAGCUUUGAACUGGCAGGCCGGUGAUACCGCGCUCGUGGUCAAUCACGCUCGGUUCUUGACGAAUGGCGGUCGGGGGUAUGUAUUGCCGUCCACGAUGCCUGCUGUUGAGAGGUCUGCGACCCUCUCCAUUCAGAUUCUCUCAGCAUUCCUACUACCAAACCCUGAAAAGGGUGUGCGUAACGACGUUAACGACUCAUACUGCACCCUGAAGCUGUACGACACUGUAUUUGAGAACGACGAUGAAUGCUCUGCCUUUCAACAUGAGACAAAAGUGGUCAAAUCCAACGGCUUUUCUCCUCUGUGGCAUGAAAGUGUGACCAUGCCAGUUCGAGAUCGCGAGCUGGCAGUGCUGAAUUUCAAGGUUUACGACAAGGAUCGAACCUCAGGGGACGAGACCGUUGGAUAUCACUCGGUUCCUGUGUCUCUACUUCGGCGUGGUCUUCGUUCCUUGCCGUUAAAUUUCAAGGAUGGUAGCCACAUAACAGCGCCUGGAACGUCUCUGCGACCAUCUUUGCUAUGCAAUGUCGUCUGGAUGUAG